Spodoptera litura is the source of this 1994-nucleotide messenger RNA. Its product is annotated as UDP-glucosyltransferase 2-like. The record is from RefSeq and is a predicted model, not a curated record. NCBI's taxonomy places the organism in Eukaryota, Metazoa, Arthropoda, Insecta, Lepidoptera, Noctuidae. Gene Ontology annotation, molecular function: UDP-glycosyltransferase activity.
UUGGACGCUGAUUUAAUAAUAUUAACUUCAAUUGUCGCUUAUUCUGUGGUGCCGUAAGGUUCGAUAAAUCGUCGUUUAUUUUUUUGCUUACCGUACCAAUAAGCAUGGAUCAUUAACUUCUUAUACCACUGUGUGGAUUGAUCAUAAUUAUUACCAGUAUCUUGUUGAUACGCUUUACACGUGUUGUUUAUUUUUAUGAAAAACAAUUUUUUUUCUUAUCUAAAAGAUUAAUUAGAGUGUGUUGAAAUGAAGUUUCCAAUGUUAUUAUGUCUGAUAUUAUUAUAUUAUUUUUUAAGUAUCGUAGAUGGUCUAAAAGUACUAGUUUGUUAUCCUUUACCUGUGAAAAGUGUAAGCAUUUUGGGACAAGGUGUGGUUAGAAAUUUAUUGGAAGCUGGACAUGAGGUAACGUACAUGACAGUGUAUCCCCUAAAGAAUCCGCCAACGAAGAACUUCCGUCAAAUUGAUAUCAGCAGCAACACUGCUCUAGUCGCAGGUGAUCAAAUGCUGUCAAUAGAAUAUAUUCUAAACAAUAAACUUGAGAAGACUUCCUCUCGAGAUAUUCAAUUAUUUGGCCAAGAAGCUGCUAGAAUGACUCUUAAUCACGAAAAUGUGAUAAAACUCCUUGAAGAUCCGAAUGAGCACUUCGAUGUUAUUCUGACAGAUUUAUUAGAAUCUGAAUUAUAUUCUGGAUUUGCAGUUGUAUAUGAAUGUCCUAUGACAUGGGUAUACUCUAUGGGGGCGCAUUGGCAAGUACUGAGAAUGAUAGACGUUGCUACGAGCCCUGCUUACGACCCAGACUACUUGUCUUCAAACACAAAUCCAUUAUCUUUCACAGAAAGGGUUGAUGAACUAUGGACACGAAUCCAAUGGCAAUUCUUCAAAACAUUUUUUACUCAACCUGAAGAACGCAGAAUUUACGAAGCAGUUUUUGGUCCAGUGCUAGUUAAACGUGGAGGAACGCUUCCAGAUUAUGAAGACGUAAUUUACAAUGCUUCGCUUAUAUUCGGUAAUGAAUAUGACGCUGUACGCAAUCGACCAAGCACUCCACAGAACUUCAAGUACAUCGGUGGAAUUCAUAUUGAGGAACCCGUGACACCCCUGCCAAAGGAUCUCCAAGACCUUAUUGACAAUUCGAAGCAUGGUGUCAUAUAUUUCAGUAUGGGAUCAUUUUUACAAAGCAAGACUUUGCCGAGGAAAGUGAUCAUGGAAUUACUUCAGAUGUUCGGAAAAUUUAAACAAACAGUCAUUUGGAAAUUCGAAGAUAAUAGUUUGCAAGAUGUCCAGAAGAACGUUCACAUUGUAAACUGGGCUCCACAGCCAAGCAUUUUAGCUCAUCCAAAUGUCAAAAUGUUCCUAACCCAUGGAGGUCUGUUCUCAUCUAUAGAAGCUGUUCACUUUGGAGUACCAACCAUAGGAAUUCCAGUACUCUUUGACCAAAUCACGAAUGUCAAUAAAGCCGUGCUAAAUGGGUAUGCUCUUAAAGUGGAGUUGUCCCAUAAUUUGGCUAAAGACUUGAAGGCUGCCAUUAAUGUUGUGUUAAGUGAUGAUCGUUACACUAAGAAAGCGAAAGAGCUAUCCGCUAUCUAUCACGAUCGCUUGACGAAACCUGGUCUAGCUCUCGCAUACUGGGUGGAACACGUAGUGCGCACAUGCGGUGCUCUUCACCUGCGCUCUCCAGCACUCCACGUACCAUUACAUCAACGUCUUUAUCUAGAUCUUUUAGUAAUAAUCCUGACAACUACGUUUGCAUUGGUUUUCCUGCUAAGAAGACUUUGCCAGAAGAGAAAUGGAAUAGAAUAUUAUGGCCAGAAAAAAUCAAAUUGAAUUUUAUAUUCUAGAUCCAAUGAUUUAAAAGCAAACCUGAUUUUAGAAAUAAAUAUACAAUCGUAAGAUAGGCUGAAAGUUUUCUAUUGUGAAAUACCAACGUAAAGUUUUAUAGUGCACUAGUUUAAGAACUGAUUACACAUAUUUUAUUAAAGAACAAACACUUCGAA